UAGCGCUGUUCUGAUAAGACAUUCUGCGUUAUCUAUUGGAGAAAAAGUUUCCACCGAUUCCUCGCCUUCGGCAGACAGUUCACAACCAGCGACAAGUGCAGAAACGUGUCCACCGGCACAGCAGCUGACUCCCGUCUCCGAUAGCGACAUGCUGCUGAUGAUGGGACAGAUAUUUGAAUUUGAAUAAGCGGCAUAGUUAUACCAAGUGACGAAACAAGAGCAUCGGAGAGCGUGGCGGGCGGCCUCUGAACAUGUUUUGAUGCCGCUACGACGAGAAAUUGCGCGCCGAUUAGUGUUGUUUUGUCAGCGGUGUAUUUGUUGAAGACAAAUCGUUAUCUCAUUGCAUUUUGUACGACUCGGCCAGAUAAGCGGUCAAUCUUAUCGAAGGCAGCGUAAAGGACUGAAUUGGCCGUAAUCGGGCCAAUGGUUUCUGUUGAAUCUGCCGGAAAAGGUGGUUUUUCGCACUGUAGAAAACUUGAUAAUCGUUUUGGAUUUGCAACAAGAUAGGCAUGUCCAGAGGGCUAAGCUAAUUCUCGAGUGAUCAACAUGUGGAACGUUGCAGUGAUAUGGUGUAUUUUGUGGAUCGCGAAUUUGGCUGUGGCGUACGCGAACAAUGUGGCUGCGCCAAGUACGCAAAGCUGGGAACUCUUCAAUACGGUACAAUGUGGCGAGACGACUUGCAGUAUUACAACUCAGGAUUGCAUCGUUGAUCGAUGCGAAUGUAAGCCGAAUUUAGAGCAAAGGGAAGAUGGCAGCUGUCAUAUCUGCCCUAUGGAAGGCCAAUCUUGUACUGGAUGUUGCUUUGGGGAUGCAAUUUGCUACGGAGGCCGAUGUCAGCGUUGUUACGUGGAUCAAAAUGGAGAAUGUAUUGCACAAACCUCUCUGUUCUUUCUGACGGCGGCACAAGUGGCGCUGGCGACGGCCAUGGUGAUCGGUGUUUCCGCACUUGCUACGCUCAUGUACAAAACCUUUCGGGCACGGUCAAGAAACAACAGCCAACGACCCCUCGGGAGUAAUCUUAAUCGGACCGGUUCGAGUCGCAUAUCGCUGUCAUCGAUCCAGAUUCGGGUCCUUCGACGGUUGCGCGAUCGUCCACCAAAGUACGAAACGCGGCAUAACUACGAGUUCCAUCAACGGGAACAGGCCGCACCGAGAGACGACCAAUCACGAACCAACACAACGCCGGUCAACCAGUCAGGAGGGCGUUCCAAUCCCAUUAUUGGAGCCCCGCCUCCGGCGUACGAUGGCGAUGUGGCGUCGCUGGUCGACUUCCCGCCACCGUACUCAGCGGAGCCGUCGCAUCCAAGCGCACGGGUUGCGAUCAUAGAUGCACGACGGAAUGGCGAUAGCGCCGACAGUGGUGUAACUACUGGCCACGAUGCAGGUGUUGUGAACGGAGCGUUCGAGCAUGAUGGAAAGAUCGAGGGAAGUGCUGAUAUUAAUCUAGUAGACAAUGGUAAGGAUAAGACAAUACACAUUUGAAACAGUAGGA
This is a messenger RNA of Aedes aegypti (yellow fever mosquito), 1492 nucleotides long. RefSeq lists its product as uncharacterized. The coding region runs from base 547 to 1482 and encodes 311 amino acids. The transcript is spliced from 4 exons. The record is from RefSeq and is a predicted model, not a curated record. Lineage: Eukaryota; Metazoa; Arthropoda; Insecta; Diptera; Culicidae.